Molecule: messenger RNA, 1149 nt
Organism: Cucurbita pepo subsp. pepo (vegetable marrow)
Lineage: Eukaryota; Viridiplantae; Streptophyta; Magnoliopsida; Cucurbitales; Cucurbitaceae
Source: RefSeq, a predicted model, not a curated record
UGUGGCUGUAAAGCAUUCCCGCGCGCCGGUGCCGUUCUCCUCGAUGAAUUUCAAAACCUUCCCCAGAAAAAAGGAGCCAAAAACCUAAUGUAAGCAAAUCCCUCUCAAAAUCUCAGGCGAAUUUCGCAAACGCCAUGGCUUCUACUCCAGAAUUGCAUCGACCAACAACCCCCAUCAGCGACACCAAAAUCCCCACCCGCGCUUCAGUUUCUUACUUCCAGAAAACAGUUUGUUUGCUCGAUUGGUGGUUAAUCAGAGCUGAAAAUGACUCCAAUGGGAAAUCGCUUGCCGUCGCUGGGUUAACAUCCACACCGGGACAACCUGUUCGUGUAUUUUCUUCUGCUCCCAUUGUUAAGAGAUUCGAUGUUUUCACUCUGGAGACUGCUGAUGGGAUCUGUGUUGUUCUUAAGGGUUUCAUAAACAAACUUCGUACUACUGAUAGUGGCUUCACGGCCGAGGUUUUCAAGCAUUUUGUGUUUGGGUUUCCUCCCAACUGGGAAACUUAUGCAGCAAAUUGCUUCCAGGGAGAAGCUUUGGAUAAUACUGCUGCUGGGGGAAAUAUUUCUGAUACAGACAGCUUGCGUUGUAGAUCGAAAAGUAAUGGAUUGGAUGAAGGAGAUUCUAUGGCUCAAGAUAUGAUGCAGACAACAAGUGCAGCUGAAGCUCCAGUUCCUUUCACUGGUUCUGAUAUUCAAGAAGAAAAAGUAGAAAACAAAAGAAGAAAAGAGAAAGAAUCUAGGAGGAAAGUGAAGAAGAAGAUCGUUUUCGAUUCACCUGGAAGUGGUGUUGUUGUGCGUGCAAGGCAAAGGGAGGAGAAAAAGUGUAUGAUAUCUCCAGAAUGUUUGAGUUAUGGGCGGUCACGAUCAGGGCGAUUACUUCUACCCACGAUGGAGUUUUGGCGCAACCAGCUACCUGUUUACGACUCGGAUCGAAAGCUACGAGGAAUCCAGGAAAACUUGCCAGACAUACAGCCACAACAAUCACAGCCAAGAGGCAGCAAAAGCGGUGGUGGAAGAAAGCGGUAAAAGUUAAGAGUGGUUUUGGUAAUAUUCCUUUCUUACCAUUCAAUUCCCCAACUGUUAUGUAAAUAUAAAUAAUUACAGAGCCCUCUGUUUUGCAUUUCAUGAAUACUCACUUAAUUCACUUUAA